AGCGAAUUCAGCGACGCAGCCGACUCUGACUUGCUUUGGUCGAUCAAUAGUUCGGGUUUCGUUGCAGCCCGACGGAGAAAAUCCCGCAACAGCAGUUUUGUGGACGGACUUAGUUCUCUCGUACCUCGUUCAUGAUUCUGGUUUCCUAAUUGCAUUGUCGAGCCUUGAUUGCGUUUCAAUUGAUCAGUUGGAAGACUUGUGUUAGUGACGAAAGACGGUUCGGCCAAAGAGGCGGUUCUUUGUUCUUGUCGUUUUUCCCGGAGGUGGUCGCUGGACGCGGGUUUCGGAUAAAGAUAUUCGAGAACGGAAAUGAGGAGGAUUUGGAGUUGGUUUUUACUUACAUAGCCGAAGAGGAAAGUCCUCGUCAGCCAUGCUCAUCAAAGAAUAUCGUAUUCCUCUACCCCUCACGGUAGAGGAAUACAGAAUAGCGCAGCUCUACAUGAUUGCAAAAAAGAGUCGGGAAGAGAGCAGUGGAGCUGGUAGCGGUGUUGAAAUAUUGAUCAACGAACCUUACACCGAUGGGCCUGGCGGACAAGGACAAUAUACCAGGAAAAUAUAUCAUGUAGGCAGCCAUUUACCAGGAUGGAUAAAAGGCAUUUUGCCAAAGACGGCCCUGAUGGUGGAAGAGGAAGCCUGGAAUGCGUACCCGUACACGAAGACCAGAUACACUUGUCCGUUCGUAGAGAAAUUUUCACUAGAAAUAGAGACUUAUUACUACCCCGAUAAUGGCCACCAGGAAAAUGUUUUUCACUUGUCCGGCGGGGAUCUGAGAAACAGAAUUGUAGAUGUGAUAGAUGUGGUGAAAGACCAACUGUACGGAGCAGAUUACGUAAAAGAAGAGGAUCCUUUGUAUUAUGUCUCCGAGAAAUCAGGCAGAGGUCCUUUGACCACGAAUUGGCUAGAGGAAUACUGGGACGAAGUGUGCGGCAAACAACAGCCUCUGCCCAACGGAAAAUCGUUGAUGUGUGCUUAUAAGCUCUGCAGGGUGGAGUUUCGAUAUUGGGGGAUGCAGACCAAAAUUGAACGAUUCAUCCACGACACAGCUCUCAGAAAGACGAUGGUUAGAGCUCAUAGGCAAGCUUGGGCAUGGCAGGACGAAUGGCAUGGUCUAACGAUGGAAGACAUCAGAGAGAUCGAAAGGCAGACGCAGUUGGCUCUGAAGAGAAAAAUGGGACAUGUAGAGGAUGAAAUAGAUGAAGAUGACAAUUUGAACAAUAGCACUUCUAAAGAAGAUCCUUGUAAAACGUUGGCUGCUACUCUAGGAAGCAUAGAAGUAGCAGAAGAUAGUCCGUUGAUGAGUAAAAACGUUAACAUUCCCACAAUACAUACUGCUGCUAGUUCGGAUGCCGAUCUGUCUCCAGAAGAUGAGGUUAUAACGGUUAAAAGAGAACACGACAAAUGGCAACCAUCGAGAACUCUCCACUCGCCCAGUUCCUCAUCGAUAAAAAGUUUCGAUCUACAAGUGGCCAAUUGGCGAAUCGAAAGUUUAGGAAGAGACUCAGAGUCUGCAUCUGACGAGGAGUUUUUCGACUGCGAAGAUAUGGCAGAUUCUUCCUUGGCCAAAUGGAGUUCGAUGGAUCUUCUCAACGAGGAGGACGGCGACACAAACUCGCCUUCCGUAGUCGAUACGAAUGAUGACAGUAUUUUCUCGGCUUCAUUUUUGCAACGAGUGGCGAGCGAGAGAGGCGCUAGACGACACAUGCAGAGAGGCAAAAUGAACUCGCUUGAUGCUUCUUGUCCAGAGUCUCCGAUUGCUUUGCCUGGACAUCUCCCAUGCAACACUACAGUAUUGAUAUUGAUAUUUCAUGCUGGUAGCGUUCUGGAUGCCAACGUAGACAUGGCCGCAAAAAAAUCAGACGUGAGCACUUUCCGGGGUGCUUUCGAAUCCGUCAUGCGUCAACACUACCCCUCGUUGAUAGGUCACAUUGCAAUAAGGUUGGUGUCUUGUCCUUCCAUUUGUACGGAAGGUUUGGGUAUAUUGUCCAGUCUCAGUCCGUACAGUUUCGAUGUAUCUCCCUCGUGUACAGACGUCCCGCAAAUAACGCACGACUCCAUCCCCAUCGGUGCUAUUCCUAUAUUGGCUUCGUCAUCUACGGAUUACGUUGAGGCUGUGUCGCGGACAAUCAACGCAGCUAAUGCUGCCUACCAAGAAUUCAUCAAGUCUGAAGAGGGCCUGGGCUUUUCCGGUCAAGUUUGUGUCAUGGCCGAUUCCAUCGGUUCAAUAUUGGCAUAUGAUUCUUUGUGUAGGACGGUGAAAUACUCUUCCAGGCACGGAAGCGAGAACAGUAUUCUGGACAGCGAUCUACAGAAAGAUGACAUACAGAUAAACGAAAGUGGUUAUUUAGCUGCUCCCUCUCCAAGACGCAGGUCGUCUUCCACAAGCGAUCAGGCUGGUCAGAUAAAGUUGGAGUUUGACGUUACGGACUUCUUCAUGUUCGGAAGCCCUCUGGCCCUGGUGCUGGCUUAUAGAAAAAUAUCCUCUAACGAUGAUAAAUGUAAUAGUAUUACCCGUCCAGCAUGUCUUCAGGUGUAUAACAUGUUUCACCCGACUGAUCCAGUGGCUGCCAGACUGGAACCUCUUCUGUCAGCGAGAUUCUCAAUUCUUCCCCCGGUUAAUAUACCGAGAUACGCCAAAUAUCCGUUGGGCAACGGACAACCGUACCAUUUACUUGAAAUUCUCCAAACUAAUCCUCAAAUGUUUAGUGAUUCCUUGCAACCUAGACGUUUAUCAGAGGUGUCUAUUCAGAGCACGAUAUCGGGACUGAUAGAUAAUAUACCCCUUCAAGCUAUAAAUGCUUUACAACAAAAAUGGUGGGGAGGCAAACGAAUGGAUUAUGCUCUCUAUUGCCCCGAAGGCUUGUCCAACUUCCCUACAAAUGCUCUGCCUCAUUUAUUCCACGCCAGCUAUUGGGAGAGCAGCGAUGUGAUAGCCUUUGUGUUGAGACAACUAGGCGGUAUCGAAGUUACAUCAUUGCCCGGAGAUAAUGAUCGUGAGCAGAUUUUCAAACCCGGUCAACCCAGAGAAAAAUGGAUCAGAAAAAGAACCUCCGUCAAGCUGAAAAAUGUAACAGCAAACCAUAGAGCGAAUGACGUCAUCGUGCGAGAAGGCGCUCCUCAAACGCUGAUGGCCCGGUUCAUGUACGGUCCUUUAGAUAUGAUCACGUUAACAGGUGAAAAGGUCGAUAUUCACGUCAUGAAAGAUGCUCCUCUGGGAGAAUGGACGCACUUAGCUACGGAAGUCACCGAUAAAACGGGACGAAUCACUUACACCAUUCCAAAUGACAAAUCGCUGGGAUACGGGUUGUAUCCUAUAAAAAUGGUGGUGAGGGGGGAUCAUACUUCAGUGGAUUUUUUUCUAGUUGUCGUUCCUCCUAAGACUGAGUGCAUCGUUUUCAGCAUCGACGGAUCCUUUACGGCUAGUAUGUCGGUGACUGGUCGAGAUCCCAAGGUCAGAGCUGGCGCUGUUGAUGUCGUGAGGCAUUGGCAAGAGCUGGGUUAUCUGAUAAUUUACAUCACCGGAAGGCCUGACAUGCAACAUCGAAGGGUCGUUUCGUGGCUAUCUCAGCAUAAUUUCCCCCAUGGCUUGAUUUCUUUCGCAGACGGCCUUUCUACGGAUCCUCUCGGCCACAAGGCUGCUUAUUUGAACAACUUGAUCGAUAAUCACGGCGUAGUGAUUCAUUCUGCGUACGGCAGCGCGAAAGACAUCAGCGUUUACACUUCAGUGGGGUUGAAACCUAAGCAAAUAUUCAUCAUCGGAAAGGCGACCAGAAAGCAACAGUCUCAAGCCACGGUGCUCAUGGAGGGCUACGCGGCCCAUCUGACGAUGCUGAUGUCUCACGGGGGCUCCAGGCCUGCCCAAGGGAACGCGAGGAUGGUUAUUCCCAGGGGGUAUUUCGGUCUUCCUGGCCAAACUUUUUCGCGAAGGAGGAGUCGAUCGGCGAAGAGAGCAACUUCUUAUCCGAUAGCCAGUGAGCUUCCUCAGAUGGAAAGAUCCAUGAGCAGUCGUCGAUACCAGCUACCUAAACCGACGCUUUCAAUUUCCACCAUCGGGAACUACAGCUGAAAGGCGAGUCUCACACUCUAGGAAGAUGUAGGAUUUGUUAGAACUUGCCGUUGUUUAUAUUUUUCUACCUAUAUAUCGAAGAAUUUAUUAGUCUGUCUCAAAUGAAUUGAUAUCAGUAGACAUAGAAAGUAUUGAUUUUCGUUCUUGUUAGAUAUUUUUGAGGUUUUUUGUGUCGCUUUCUUCUGGCGAAACGCAUUACUCUAUCGGAGUCGGUAAAAUACAAAUAUUAUGUAAUGUCUAAGGCAAGGGAGGUUAUCAUGGGGAAAUCAGAAACCGUGGGAGAAACAAUGUUAGUUGAAUUAGGAGGAAGUUGCCAGUAUCAGAGCUGAUUUGAAUGUCGUUUUUAAAUUCCGGAAAUUCUGAUUUGGUCGCCAAAAUGCCCAACUUUAUACAUCUUGAAAAGCGACAACGAGAUAGUGUUUUUUGAUUUAUGAUAUCUUCUUAAUGGCAGAAAAAAAUUAAACAGUGUUGUGAAUACUUCACGAACUAAUAGGAAUUUCUUAAUUUUCAAAACGUCAUUUGAAUAAACUAACAAUCCUUCAUUGUUCAAACAGGUACAAAAGACAUUCACAGGACACUGUAUACAACAAUCAGUAAACAAUUCUUAAAAUAGCAAAAUUAUUGAACAAAAAAUAUAUUUAUAUAGGUGCAAAUGACAAUGUUUAGAUUUUAGAGAAAGCAUAUAGAAAUUGUUGAAUAGUUUCAUGUCUCAAAUACCCUUGAUUGGAAAGUUCAUCGUCCAGAUGCGAUAUCUACAGGAUAUAUUCAAACUGAUCCAGACGGUAAAACAAAAACGAAACCCUAUCACCUGUUUUGAUUUCUUGUGCUUCCCGUGAAUGAAAGUAAUUUAUUUUUACUCUUCAUCAGUUUCUUGUUUCUAUGAUAAACGAACUGAAAAACAUUACUCUCACAAUUUCACAAUUGAAUAACUCAUAAUACACAAAAUAUUGAACAAAACCUAUGUUCAACAUUAAGUUAUUCUGAUCAGCUGUUAGCUCUUUGAGUCGGUAGAUGGCGCUAUGGUGGAAAACGAUAAUGUAACAAGUUACUAGUUGAAUCAGUGAGCCAUACUGCAAUCGUGAUCUUACAUACACAGUAAAAAUAUUGAUAAAACUUUUCUCAUUGUUGAAAUUUCACAGUUUUGGAAAAUCAAUAACAGAAUUCACUUUGCUGUCUAUACAAUUUUGCUCAUAUGAGUUGAGAAUAUUUACCUCUUGGCGGCAACUUGAUCCUAAUCUAACAAUUAUGUAUCUUUCACGGUUUUUUUUUAUUUUCCCAUCUUAUCUUGGACAUAUUAUACAAGGAAUUUUUCACUGCGAGCUUUUAUAAAAAAUAUAUGAAAAAACAAAAAUAUCACCAAAUAAGAUAGUGGCGUUUCUACAUAACUAUAACUAUGGAUCUUUCUGAGAAUUUUAUUUGGAGUGAGAAUUUCCAGAAAGAUCUAUAGAGAAUAACUUUUAUGUUGACGUAUACUCAAACAUUACUAUAAACUUUCGAUUUCUUGGCAAAACCAGUUUCACAGAUGAAUGCGAUACAGAAUAACACUAUUCAGAAACUGUUUUUCUCUUGCUUUGGAUAAUCAGUAUGUGAUAAUAAUAGUAUUCAAAAUGAUAUCAAUCAUAUACCUGGAAAACUGCUGAUAUGCUUUUUUUUUCUUAGAGAUUGGCAAAAAACGGCAACCAUUAUUAAAGAAGCUAUAAUUAUUUUAUGUCGAAUUGAAAUAUCAGGUUUUCUGAAUGUUUUAGUCGAACUAUUCGUCUUGAGAAGUGUUCCUCAUAUUUUAUCUUGAACCGAACACAAAAUCAAAAAGUUGUUCGGGGUCAUAUUGCAGAAACUGCAACGAUAAAAAAUUCUUAGAAAAAUGGUAAUGAAAGUUAUUUCAUGUUUUUUUUGGGGGGGGAUAAGUUACAAGAUGUUGAUAUUCCAGAUUUUUAUAGUUUUUUAAGGAAAUCUUAGUACUAUCCAACAGCCGAAAAAUUUCAUAAAACUGUUCGAUAGCUGCAAAUAUGUGUGUUUGGUUCUCGGAUAAAAUAGAAUCAAAUUCAUCUAAAAUGUUACGUCUAUAAAUUUAAAUGUAGGUUGUGAUAGUUUCUAAAAUAUUUGUGUAUAUUGAAUAUUUAUGUAUAUAUGUAUUAAAUUGUUGCAAUAAAGUGUCAUGAAUUAUU
Leptinotarsa decemlineata (Colorado potato beetle) is the source of this 6228-nucleotide messenger RNA. It is a transcript of the gene rdgB, whose product is annotated as retinal degeneration B. Gene Ontology annotation, molecular function: phosphatidylinositol transfer activity; phosphatidylcholine binding; metal ion binding. NCBI's taxonomy places the organism in Eukaryota, Metazoa, Arthropoda, Insecta, Coleoptera, Chrysomelidae. Gene Ontology annotation, biological process: phospholipid transport. The record is from RefSeq and is a predicted model, not a curated record. Gene Ontology annotation, cellular component: cytoplasm.